AUGGCGCCCAGCUCGAAAUCGGAGCGGAAUAGCGGGGCCGGGAGCGGCGGCGGCGGCCCUGGGGGCGCCGGAGGGAAGCGGGCAGCGGGGCGGCGGCGGGAGCACGUCCUCAAGCAGCUGGAGCGGGUCAAGAUCAGUGGGCAGCUCUCGCCUCGCCUCUUCCGGAAGCUGCCGCCCAGGGUCUGCGUCUCGCUCAAGAACAUUGUGGACGAGGACUUUCUCUACGCAGGACACAUCUUCCUGGGCUUUUCUAAGUGCGGCCGUUACGUUCUUUCGUACACCAGCAGCAGCGGGGAUGAUGACUUCUCCUUCUACAUCUACCAUCUGUACUGGUGGGAGUUCAACGUCCACAGCAAACUCAAGCUGGUCCGGCAGGUGCGGCUCUUCCAGGACGAGGAGAUCUACAGUGACCUGUACUUGACCGUGUGCGAGUGGCCCAGCGAUGCCUCCAAGGUCAUCGUCUUUGGCUUCAACACCCGCUCGGCCAACGGGAUGCUCAUGAACAUGAUGAUGAUGAGUGACGAGAACCACCGAGACAUCUACAUCAGCACUGUGGCCGUGCCACCGCCAGGCCGCUGCGCCGCGUGCCGGGAAGCCAGCCGGGCCCAUCCAGGCGACCCGAGCGCUCAGUGCCUGCGGCACGGCUUCAUGCUGCACACCAAGUACCAGGUGGUCUACCCCUUCCCCACCUUCCAGCCCGCCUUCCAGCUCAAGAAGGACCAGGUGGUGCUGCUCAACACCAGCUACUCUCUGGUGGCCUGCGCCGUCUCAGUCCACUCGGCAGGCGAGAGCAGCUUCUGCCAAAUCCUGUAUGACCACACCACCUGCCCCCCCCCCCCCCCCCCCCCCCCCCCGCCCCCCGGCCCCCCGGGGCCCCCCCCCCCCCCCCCCCCCCCCGCCCUCCCCAGCCCCUGCCCUGAAGUGGCCCCCGCCCGGCCCCCCGGGGCCCCCGAGCCCUCGCCCGCCGUCGCCAAAGCCAAGGAGUUUGUGGCCGACAUCUUCCGUAGGGCUAGAGAGGCAAGGGGGGGGGCCUUGGAGGAAGCCCGGCCGCCCCCCUGCCCGGGGCCGUCGGGCAGCCGCUGCCGUCUGCCCUCGGAGCCCCUGGCCCCAGGCGGGGAGGUGGCACCCCGAGACAGCCCCCCUGCAGCCGAGGCGCCCGCCCCAGAGCCUGGCUACGUCAACUACACCAAGCUGUACUACGUGCUGGGCUCCAGCGAAGGGACGGAGCCGGAGGACGAGUUCGAGGAUGACAAGAUCUCCUUGCCCUUUGUGGUGACUGAUCUCCGUGGCCGUAACCUGCGGCCCAUGCGGGAGCAGGCUGCCGUCCAGGGUCAGUACCUGACGGUGGAGCAGCUCACACUGGACUUUGAAUACGUCAUCAAUGAGGUCAUCCGCCACGAUGCCACCUGGGCCCACCAGUUUUGUUCCUUCAGUGACUAUGACAUUGUCAUCCUGGAGGUCUGCCCGGAAACCAACCAGGUCCUCAUCAACAUCGGCCUGCUGCUCCUGGCAUUCCCGUCCCCCACCGAGGAGGGCCAGCUCCGACCAAAGACCUAUCACACCAGCCUCAAGGUGGCAUGGGACCUCAACACGGGCAUCUUCGUGACAGUCAGUGUCGGCGACCUCACCGAGGUCAAGGGGCAGACCAGCGGCAGCGUCUGGAGCUCAUACCGCAAGAGCUGCGUGGACAUGGUCAUGAAGUGGCUAGUGCCCGAGAGCAGCGGCCGCUACGUCAAUAGGAUGACCAACGAGGCGCUGCACAAAGGGUGCUCACUGAAGGUUCUGGCAGACAGUGAGCGAUACACAUGGAUUGUGCUGUGAGGGCCCGGCCGUUCUGGACACUGACUCCAACUACCUCCGUGGCCUGGGAGCCGGCCGCCUUCCUGGCAGCCUCUCCCCGGCUGGCUGGCCGACCGAUGACCGGCCGCCUGACGUGACCGACCGACGGGCCGGCACUCAUGUUAGGCUGCGGGGAAGGGGGCUGGGCGGGGCAGCCCCUGGUGGCCUGAGAGUCCGGACGCUUCUUAUUUAUGCCUAUUUAAGUUGGGAAGGGGCAGAGGGAGGGAGCCCCCUGCCCCACCAGCCUCAAGCGCCCACCUUCACCCUGCGCUGGGCACAGGCCCUUGCUCUCUGUGCAUCUGCCCCUUUCCUUGGCUACGGGUGUGGACAUUGCCCCCCAGGGAGGCCGAAUGGACCCCCUUCCCCUGCCUGCCCCAGCCUCCCCCCACCCGAGGGGGCAGACCUCGUGGCCAUCCCCUCCCCCCGCCCGUCAUUCCUCUUCAUGUAAUAAAUGUUUUAUUUCUGAA
Neomonachus schauinslandi (Hawaiian monk seal) is the source of this 2306-nucleotide messenger RNA. It is a transcript of the gene DCAF15, whose product is annotated as DDB1 and CUL4 associated factor 15. Gene Ontology annotation, biological process: protein ubiquitination. The coding region runs from base 1 to 1821 and encodes 606 amino acids. Gene Ontology annotation, cellular component: Cul4-RING E3 ubiquitin ligase complex. NCBI's taxonomy places the organism in Eukaryota, Metazoa, Chordata, Mammalia, Carnivora, Phocidae. The record is from RefSeq and is a predicted model, not a curated record. The transcript is spliced from 13 exons.